CGCGGGUUGUUGUCCUUGUGGUUCGUUGAUUCGCUUAUUUAUAUGUGAGCAAUGGUGCCAUAGUGGGGGUUUGACGGAGGGUUGAAAACUGUGUGGUUGAUUUAGUUUAGAGUUUUUUUACAGGACAAUUUACCAAAAUGGUAUUGCCUGUUGGUGUUCGUCAGAAUGUGCGAAUUCUUCUUGUGGGGGAGAGGAGUGUUGGCAAGACCUCCAUUGUGUUGUCAUUGGUGACUGAAGAAUUUACAGAAGAUGUCCCAGCCAAAGCAGAAGAGAUUACCAUCCCAGGUGAUGUUACACCUGAGAAAGUUCCCACAUUUAUUGUUGAUUACUCAGCUGUGGAACAAACCCAUGAAAUGCUCACAACAGAAAUCCAGCGUGCACAUGUAGUUUGUGUUGUUUAUGCAGUUAACGAUGAAGAGAGUUUAGAAAAAGUCAGUACAUAUUGGUUGCCAUUGCUGAGAGAUGUCCCUUUGACCCAACACUAUCGCCCUGUUGUUUUGGUCGGAAAUAAGAUGGAUUUGGUUGACUUCACAUCAGCUGAUUCUCUGUCCACUAUCAUGGAUGAGUUUCCAGAGGUUCAGAUGUGUGUAGAGUGUUCUGCAAGAACAUUGAAGAACAUUUCAGAGAUGUUCUACUGUGCUCAAAAGGUUGUGUUACAUCCGGUACCUCCACUGUAUAAUGUUGAUCAACAAGAGUUGACAGAUGCUUGUCAGAAAGCUCUUGUUAGAAUUUUUAAGGUAUGUGACACUGACAAUGAUGGACUGUUGAAUGAUGUUGAACUGAACAAUUUCCAGACUUACUGUUUUGAUGUUCCAUUACAACCAAAUGUUUUGGAUGAAGUAAAAGCAAUUGUGCGGAGAAACAUUUCUGAUGGUGUAGUUAACAAUGCCCUCACACUGAGAGGCUUCCUGUUUCUUCAUUGUCUUUAUAUCCAGCGAGGUCGUAAUGAGACUACAUGGAGAAUUCUGCGAAAAUUUGGAUACAUGAACAACCUGGAGAUGUCAAAAGAUUUCUUACGGCCUUUCAUUCUUGUUCCUGCUGGCUGCACUACAGAGAUAUCUUACAAGGGCCAGCAGUUCCUUACUACUCUGUUUGAACGUUUUGACAAGGAUAGAGAUGGUGCUCUCUCUCCAGCUGAAGUAGAUGAUUUAUUUUCAACAUGUCCUGCACCUCUGUGGGGUCCUGAUGUCCACCGUACAGUUUCAACAAAUUCAAAGGGUUGGAUAACAUUGCAAGGCUUCAUGUCACAGUGGGUACUCACUACAUUGCUUGAUCUGCCAAAAGCACUGGAGUACUUUGCCUACCUAGGUUAUCCUAUGACUGACACCAAGGGUCAGUUGUCAGCAAUACAAGUUACAAGAGAGAAAAGACUGGACUUAGCCAAAAGACAGACAACUCGCAGUGUGUAUCAGUGUCAUGUGAUUGGCCCUCGAGGAUCAGGGAAAUCCAUGUUGUGUCGCUGUUUCAUAGGAGAUAACUUAGAGGACAUCCAGUUGUCAGAACUGAAGGGCAAUCCUCAGUGCACCGUUAAUGCAGUUCAAGUGUAUGGUCAGGAAAAGUAUCUUGUCCUGCGUGAUAUUGACGUGCGCCACGUAUUGGAGCCACUCCAGCCCUCAGAAGUACAGUGUGAUGUUGCAUGUUUGGUGUAUGACAUAUCCAGUCCCAAGUCUUUUGAAUACGUGGCACGCAUCUAUCUAAAGUACUUUGUUGACAGUAAGAUACCUGUACUGAUGGUCGCCAAUAAGAGUGAUCUGGAGGAGGCUCGUCAAGAUUAUCUACUUCAACCAGCUGCUUUUUGUAGUCAUCACAAGUUGCCACCACCGCACCCAUUCAGUGCAUCUGGUGCAGUCAAAAGAGAUCUGUAUGUGAAACUAUCAACCAUGGCUGCCUUCCCCAACCUUCGCCGUUUGGUUCAUGUUCUUCUCUUACGUCCUUCACCACGUGAAUGGUUCAGUCAGGGUUUCAGACAUUUAAAACAGCUGGGUCUCCUGAUGGGUGAUUCAAUUGUGUGGUGGAAGGUAGGGCUUGGAAUUGCAGCUGCGACAGUUGUAAGUCUGUUAGUCGUCAGAAUUCUCAGCUCUGGUGACAGAUAGUCGGUGGAAAACUUCAAAGUGUUCAAUAAUGUGUACUGUAAUAAAAGCAGCAUUAACUCUUUUAUAUAUGGAUAAUUUUUAUAAGAUAUAUGACAAUUCUUACUGCUUUUAAAAAAAUACCAAAACGUUUUUGUGGCUUUAUGUAUAUCAUAAAUACAGUUUAAAAGGUAUUUAUGGAGAGUACAAACUAAGUAACUUAAUACUUAUUUUGACAUAGUGUGUAUAUGUGUUAUGUUUAUAUUAUUUAAUAUUGUAUGGAUCUCAGAAAGUAAAAUCUCUUCACAAUCCUUGUAGUCCGUUAACAAGUAUCUCUUCCUAACAUAAUGCUGACAUAAUGAGUUUGUUUGAAAACAUGAAACAUGUGUUGUGAUUUAUUACAAAUUUGAAAUGUUAAAAUUUUCUCCAUGUUUUAAAUGACAGCCUAGAGACAUAGAGAAGGUAUUUAUUUUGUUAUUGUCUUUGAUUGUAACUUAUAAAAUCAUUAAAGUAUGCUGUGCUUAUUAUCGUAAA
Molecule: messenger RNA, 2603 nt
Organism: Cryptotermes secundus
Lineage: Eukaryota; Metazoa; Arthropoda; Insecta; Blattodea; Kalotermitidae
Gene: Miro
Product: mitochondrial Rho GTPase
Exons: 15
Coding region: 138-2093 (651 amino acids)
Biological process (GO): small GTPase-mediated signal transduction; mitochondrion transport along microtubule; regulation of mitochondrion organization
Cellular component (GO): mitochondrial outer membrane
Molecular function (GO): GTP binding; GTPase activity; calcium ion binding
Source: RefSeq, a predicted model, not a curated record